This is a messenger RNA of Pezoporus flaviventris, 1466 nucleotides long. RefSeq names its product DnaJ heat shock protein family (Hsp40) member C5 (gene DNAJC5). Gene Ontology annotation, biological process: regulation of synaptic vesicle cycle. Gene Ontology annotation, cellular component: presynapse; intracellular membrane-bounded organelle; membrane. NCBI's taxonomy places the organism in Eukaryota, Metazoa, Chordata, Aves, Psittaciformes, Psittacidae. The record is from RefSeq and is a predicted model, not a curated record. Bases 202 to 798 code for a protein of 198 amino acids. The transcript is spliced from 5 exons.
UUUCUAACUGACUUUGACAGGUAAUCAAUUCCAAAGACAAGCAUUUACACUGUGGAGACUGAAGAGUUAGUUACCAAUGGCUUUGCUUUUGUUUUGUCUGCAGGAGCAUCAGUUUUAGAGCUGUGUGGAGGCUGUUACCACCUACAUUAAAGUAUUCAAGCCAGACACUAGGGACCAAUUCUCUCUUCAGGGUAGCUCGAGAUGGCAGACCAGCGGCAACGCUCGCUCUCUACCUCUGGAGAAUCACUAUACCACGUGCUGGGCUUGGACAAGAAUGCCACUUCAGAUGAUAUCAAGAAGUCAUACAGGAAACUGGCGUUGAAAUAUCAUCCUGAUAAAAACCCUGAUAACCCCGAGGCAGCAGAGAAGUUUAAAGAGAUCAAUAACGCACACGCCAUCCUGACGGAUGCCACCAAGCGGAACAUCUAUGAUAAGUAUGGGUCUCUGGGUCUCUAUGUAGCAGAGCAGUUUGGUGAAGAAAAUGUGAACACAUACUUCGUGCUGUCCAGCUGGUGGGCAAAGGCCUUGUUCGUGUUCUGCGGCCUCAUCACAGGCUGCUAUUGCUGUUGCUGUCUGUGCUGCUGCUGUAAUUGUUGCUGCGGGAAGUGUAAACCUAAACCUCCUGAAGGUGAAGAGCAGGAAUACUACGUCUCUCCAGAGGACUUGGAGGCACAGUUGCAGUCAGAUGAAAGGGAGGCCUCAGACGCACCUAUUGUGAUACAGCCAGCAUCAGCCACAGAGACAACCCAGCUCACAGCUGACUCUCACCCCAGCUACCACACCGAUGGAUUUAAUUAAGUUAAGGAAACCCUGUAAUUAGAAUGGAUUAAAAAAAAAAGAAAAUAUAUAUAUAUAUAUAUACAUGGCCAACUCAACACUAGAAUCAUGAACAUUAGAAGUAGAGAAUGGGGAGGGGGAAUAAUUCUGCCACAGUAAGAAGGCAGCUUUCCAACCUGCCGACAAGAUUUUGUAAUCCCUUCAGCCUUUUGUCACCUUUCAGUGUCGUAUCUGGAUGACACGUGGAGUGCUGUAGCAUGCAGUAUUUAAAGCAGUUUAGCUACGGUCUUACUGGUUUCCUUUCUUUCUUUCUUUUUUCCUUUUUCCCCAUUUUUUUUUUUUUAUAGCAUGUAUGGAGUUACGUUAAAUGUCUGUGGUGUAAUGUAUUGAGUUGUCACGAUAUAAGUGUGAUGGAGACAUUCUGCAUUUUAAGCAGUGGUACUGGCCUGAAAGUGAGAUUUAAGCAGAAGCCACCGCUCUUCUGUACAGCUGCGCUGUCGAAGACCUCUCAAAGCUCAUGGUUUUCAUUUGAGUGCAACAAGCCAAUUCUUUUAUUCCUCCUUCCAUUCCUGCGUUGUUCCCUAAGCACGUUUACAAAGCCAAGCACCAAAACUUGCCAGUCCUGCAGAGCUGGAGCUCACUCUAAUGCUGGUUCUCAGCUUAAAUAAACCUACCUUGAAACAUGAAAA